AUGGGCGUCACCUUUUCACAGUUUUUUCCUCCCGCGCCUACUCUAACUGAGGCCAAUUUACCCACCCAGAAAGGGAAGGUUUUUAUUGUGACUGGGGGCUAUUCCGGCAUUGGCUUCGAGCUUUGCACUAUUCUUUACGAGGCUGGGGGGAAAGUUUACCUCGCAGGUCGCUCGGAAGAAAAAUCUUUGGAUGCUAUUCGACGUAUUAAGGCGUCCAACACGUCCUCUCAAGGGGAUAUCAUUUAUCUUCCCAUUCAGUUGGAUGAUUUGACAACCAUCAAGCCUGCUGUCGAGGCUUUCACCAAGGCCGAGUCUCGGCUAGAUGUGCUUUUCAACAAUGCCGGUGUUUCUAAUCCCCCUCGAGGAUCUGUUUCGCCCCAAGGGCACGACCUACAACUAGCAACUAAUUGCCUUGGUCCCCAUCUCUUGACUCAGCUUCUGCUCUCAACGCUCAAACGCACUGCCGAAAAUCAGCCGCCAGCAUCUGUUCGAGUUGUGUGGACAUCUUCGAUCGUUGUGGAUAUGUCAACCCCGGGAGACGGUGUCCGUCUACAUGAACUUCAAGACCGAAAGACCCAUCCGCAACGGAAUUACGAAAACACCAAACUUGGAAAUUGGUUUCUGGCUAAUGCGCUAUCGUCUCAGGCUGGUGCCGAUGGUAUUUUGAGCGUGACAGUCAAUCCGGGAAACUUGAAGUCGGCUCUGACGCGUCACUUCUCUCCACUAGUGCCUUUUCUAGUCAGCCCUCUCUUGUAUCCUGCAAGAAAAGGUGCUUAUACCAGUCUUUGGGCGGGACUUUCUGAUGAGCUAAAAAUAUCCGAUGGUGGCAAGUACAUUAUACCUUGGGGCCGAGUACAUCCCAGCCCAAGAAAGGACUUGGUCCAGGCAAUGAACCCAAGGGAGGAUGGGGAACGGUGCAAUGCACAGAUUUUUAUUGACUUUUGCAAUGAGGAAACCAUGCGUUUUGUAUAA
Molecule: messenger RNA, 972 nt
Organism: Penicillium macrosclerotiorum
Lineage: Eukaryota; Fungi; Ascomycota; Eurotiomycetes; Eurotiales; Aspergillaceae
Product: steroid dehydrogenase
Exons: 1
Coding region: 1-972 (323 amino acids)
Source: RefSeq, a predicted model, not a curated record